AUGCAGGUUUACAGACUGAGUAAUGGCAGUGGGAUCAAUGUGACACUUGAUGCUGCAGGUUUAACAACUCAAUAUUCAGAUGUUGUUAACAUCUUGAUCAUUGUACUUAUAUCUUUACUUAUUUUACUCACAGUCGGAGGCAACACGCUGGUUGUAUUGGCUUUCUUUGUGGAAAAAAAUCUUAGAAACCAGAGCAAUUUCUUUCUCCUAAAUUUGUCCAUUGCUGAUUUUAUUUUAGGUGCAUUUGCUAUCCCUUUGUAUGUACCAUAUUUGCUGACAGGAAAGUGGCAGCUUGGGAAAUUCCUCUGCAAAGUGUGGCUAAUUGUUGAUUACACCAUGUGCACAGCGUCAGCGUUUAAUGUCGCUCUUAUCAGCUGGGAUCGAUUCCUCUCUGUCACUCAGGCUGUGUUAUACCGAUCUCAACAGAACAGUCACUGCCGGACAUUUAUGAAGAUGACUGCAGUCUGGAUACUGUCAUUUCUUCUCUAUGGCCCAGCAAUCAUUUGUUGGGAUUUUUUUCUCACUACAGAGGAAAGUUCAGAAGACAUUUGCAUAGCUGGAUUUUAUUACACAUGGUAUUUCCUUCUUACAGCAUCAGCAUUUGAUUUUGUUCUCCCACUGAUAAGCAUUUCAUUUUUCAAUCUGAGCAUUUUUUGUAACAUUAGAAAACGUAGUCGAAGGAAAAUGCAGAACUCCAUUUCUCUUCCUACAGACAAGAGUAGAAAAGAGACAAAACUAUACACGAUAGCUACAAAUGUUACUCCUCAGGUAUCUCAGUUAGAGAUCCAAAAGGACUCAUGGUUACCAUUUAGGAAGAUAAUUAAGAUUUGCUGUAAUCAGUGCUUCGAUAUCUCCUCCUCUUCCCACAAUAAUAACAGCUCAAAUCAAAUCACAAAUCUUUCUAGGGACAAAAAAGUAGCAAAAUCUCUUUCAGUUUUAGUGUGCAUUUUUGCCAUAUGCUGGGCUCCUUAUACAUUCCUAAUGAGUAUACGUGCCGCCUGUCAUGGUAACUGCAUUCAUAUUUAUUGGUAUGAUAUAACAUUCUGGUUGCUGUGGACUAAUUCUGCAAUAAACCCUAUUAUCUACCCUUUAUGCCACAAAGGUUUUCGAAAGGCAUUCCUCAAUAUUGUUAUGUGUCUACGCAUGAAGAAUCCCAAAGUUUAA
Molecule: messenger RNA, 1164 nt
Organism: Xenopus laevis (African clawed frog)
Lineage: Eukaryota; Metazoa; Chordata; Amphibia; Anura; Pipidae
Gene: hrh4.b2.L
Product: histamine receptor H4 gene b2 L homeolog
Exons: 3
Coding region: 1-1164 (387 amino acids)
Source: RefSeq, a predicted model, not a curated record